This is a messenger RNA of Nerophis lumbriciformis (worm pipefish), 1415 nucleotides long. Lineage: Eukaryota; Metazoa; Chordata; Actinopteri; Syngnathiformes; Syngnathidae. The record is from RefSeq and is a predicted model, not a curated record.
GUGCAGACUUCACUUCCCCUCUGGCGUGUUUUCAUCAACAAACUUCAUGUUUGCGUGCAGACAAAGACUUCGCUACGCUGACGAGCUGCCAGCUUUGUUGACUUGAUCUUGAUGACUUUAGUCGCACCAAGAGCAGAAUAUUAGUGUCACACGUCGUACACAGUCAGCGGAAGUCUUUGUUGUGCAGACGUCAGCGGCUGCUCGUCGUCGUCGUCGUCCUUUACUCAGCAACAUUGAUUAGUCAUCGUGUCGACACAAGCGGCAGGCAGCGAUGGUGAAGCUGACCAAAGCCAAGACCUUCCAGGCAUACCUGGACUCCUGCCAUCGGCGCUACAGUUGUGUGCACUGCCGCGCCCACCUGGCCAACCAUGAUGACCUCAUCUCCAAGUCUUUCCAAGGAAGUCAAGGCCGGGCGUACCUCUUCAACUCUGUGGUGAACAUCGGCUGUGGUCCUGCAGAGGAGAGACUGCUGCUCACAGGUCUUCAUGCAGUGUCUGAUAUCUACUGUGAGAACUGUCACACCACCCUGGGAUGGAAAUAUGAACAAGCCUUUGAGUUGAGUCAGAAGUACAAGGAAGGGAAGUUCAUCAUUGAGUUGUCCCACAUGAUCAAAGACAAUGGCUGGGACUGAGAGGACGCUUCACUCGCCUCGCCGUAACCUUGGUCCUGGUCCUGGUCCUGGUUCUGGUCCUGGUCCUGGUCCUGGUCCUGGUCCUGGUCCCAGCAGGGUUCCAGUCUUGCUUCCUCAUCCUGCAUUCCAGCCGUGCCCCACCUUCCUUCUCUCUCCAGGGAACACUCUCUUGCAGCAGCACAUUUCCUCAGCAGGUAUCACACACCUUCACAUGACAAUUACAUUUACACCACAUGACAUUGACAAUGAGCUAUGACACACCUUCACAUGACUUUUACACCACAUGACAUUUACAAUGAGCUAUGACAUACCUUCCUUCUCUUGGCCAGCACACACCUUUUACACAAGUCCCAUGCCUCCAGGGUUAAUGACAUUUACACAAGUCACACACCUACUGGGUUAGGACACAUGUGACCCUUUUAAAGCAGAACUCCAUCGGAGUGUUUGCGGGGAAUAUGUAUUUGAUGAUUGUGUUUGCAGUGUGAGGUCAGCACAUUCCCACUUUCAAUUACAUGUCCACCACAUGACUGUGUGUGUCUCUGUGUGCGUGUGUGUGUGUGUGUGUGUGUGUGUCUCUGUGUGUGUGUGUGUGUGUGUGUGUGUGUGUGUGUGUGUGUGUGUGUCUCUCUGUGUGUGUGUGUGUGUGUGUGUGUGUCUCUGUGUGUGUGUGUGUGUGUGUGUGUGUGCCCUCACAGCCACAUGUACUAAAGGAGCAAAGUGUCAAUCAUGUAGCAUAUUUAUGAUUAUUGUCUGCUUCUUGUCAUUAAAGUCUAUUUUACUUUCA